Molecule: messenger RNA, 3393 nt
Organism: Coregonus clupeaformis (lake whitefish)
Lineage: Eukaryota; Metazoa; Chordata; Actinopteri; Salmoniformes; Salmonidae
Product: melanophilin-like
Exons: 14
Coding region: 131-1840 (569 amino acids)
Biological process (GO): intracellular protein transport
Cellular component (GO): cortical actin cytoskeleton
Molecular function (GO): actin binding; myosin binding; small GTPase binding
Source: RefSeq, a predicted model, not a curated record
GCGCCCUUAUGCAGUCGGUCUGUCAAGUUCUCUCAAGGGAAUGUGCCACAGGGAAGGCUACGAACAAAGUUAGCGCGCAGGUCAAGUCCAAUAUAAAGCAGUGAAUAGUCCCCAGGCACCCAAGGUGACCAUGAUGCCUACCACCGCUAUGGGGAAGAAGCUGGAUCUCUCCACACUGACAGAGGAGGAGGCCCAGCACGUGUUUCAGGUCGUCCAGAGAGACUUUGACUUGAGGAAGAAAGAGGAGGACAGACUGGGGGAACUAAAGACGCAGCUAGAGAAGGAGGACACCAAGAGAGAGCUGCUGGGCACUGGGACCAGCCUGACAGAGUCCCACUGCAUCCGCUGCCUGCAGCCCUUCAAGUUCCUGGUGAACAGCAAGCGCCAGUGUCUGGACUGCCAGCUAUACGCCUGCAAGGCCUGCAGCCGCUACAACAAGAAGGAGCACGGAUGGGUAUGCGACCCCUGUCGCAUGUCCAGGGUCCUCAAGAUUGGCACUUUGGAGUGGUACCAUGAGAAUGUGCGCUCCCGUUUCAAGCGCUUUGGCAGUGCCAAGGUGAUGCGCUCGCUCUACAAGAGGUUGAGUGGCGAUCUCAGCGCCUCCCAGAGUGACCUGAGAGAGCUUCGUGAGGAUGACACACACAGCAUGCCCGAAAGCCACACAGAUCUCUAUGAUGAGAACAACAUGGACACCGUGGCAGAUGGACGACACUACAGAGCGAGUCCACAGAGCAGUCUGGAGGGAGGCACACGGGAGUCUCUGACAGCCGAGGCUGACAUGGCCUGCAUGUUCCAGCAGAUCCUGGAGGAGCAGGGUGAGAGAGACCCCGAGUUCAACACUGAGAUCCUCCACAGCCGCCAGAUGAGUCUGCUGGACAAGCCGGCGUGCUUCAGUGAGGACGGCCCCCCCGUCUAUGAACUCUCUAUUCGGCCAGACGAGGUGCCGUACCCAGGGAACUGGAUGAUGCGGGCACGAUCCUUCUCCAGGAUGAGCCAGUCUUCGAGUUCCAGUGCCAACAACGGGCACCUCCGCAGCAGCGGACAACUGUAUGGCCUGGAGGACUCGGAGGAAGAGGAAGAGUACCAGCGUCUGCCGUCGCGCCGACGUAGCCACUUCUCCUCACAGGAAAGCCUCAACCACGGGGCGCCGCCACAGAUAACUGAGCUGAACAGACGCAUGUCGGUCAUUGAGAAACUACUUAACCGUCUGGAACAGAAAGUGACAUCCCCCUAUGACCAGGGCCAAUCCUGUACUUCUCCCCUGCCCCAGUGGGAGGAGGUGGACCUGGAGGAACUGCAGCUGAGACAGAAGCUGGACCAGCUGACGGGCAACAUCAGUGACAAGGGCCUGUCCUCGGAGGAGGAUGAACCCAAGAGGCCCCUGUCCCCCAAGGAUAGCCCAGGGAGGAGAAGGCGCCUUAGGGGGGACGUGAGCCCAUCCGUGUCCCUCUCCAGACCCUCCUCCAGACCGGGCAUCAUGAUCAGCCCACCCAUCAAUGAACUGCUGGAGCCCUCUGAAGUACAGGCCUAUUUUUCAACAGGAUAUUCCAGGAGCCGCCGUGAGGACAGUUCUCUGAACCGCUACCGUCCUACCACCACCACGGAGCUGUUUGAGCUGGAAGGCAUGGUGGCGAUGGCCGCUGCCACAGUACAGAGCACAGUGAGCGAGGUGACAGACAUCGAGAACAAGAUCGCUGCCCUGAGUGCUGCUGGGAUGUCUGUGGAUAUGACCAGGAGAAAGUCAGCAGUCCCUCCCCAAAGAAGGAGAAGUGCCUAUGACCUUCCCACAAAAACCAGUAAUGGCACAGGGUCCAUGAGGAGGAAGUUGAGCAUCUUGUGACUGAGUACAGUGAUUCUCAUUUCUCCUGGAGCAGGAGUAAAUUUAGAAUACUGUGUUAAGUUCUUUCAUUGGCUAUAAGUUAUUGCGAACUGAACCAGGGUAUAAUGCCAUUAUCUGUGUGUGUGUUUGUUUGUUUAUUACAUUUAUCCAAUAUUAUUUCUAAUAAUAUUUAUAUUCAAGAUUGUGAAAUGUUAUGCUUCAUGUUUCAAUGUCUUAAUGCAUUUAUGUUGGGGGGAAAAAAUUAUGUAACUGCCAACUGUAUUAAAAUGUACUUAUGACUAGACUUAUUAGACAUCCAUAGUACAUGAACUGUAAUCACAUGUUUGAACUACUGUUGAAUGAGUCUGUUGAAAAGCUUUUUGUGGGUUGUUUGGAACUGAGAUUCUAGAGUAAUUUGCUUUAUUAACUUCAGAUGACACAAUUAUAUGUGGUGUUUUCUCCAGAGAAUUGCAGCUGUUUCUCAGAUAGGCUUCAUUCCAUAGGGUUCAUGGAACACUUUCUAUUAACCAAAUCUCAGUGGUCAAUUGAUAAACCAAUUCCAGGAGGCACAUAUGGUUCUCUAUUGGGUUCCUGUCUAUAUCCUUUCUGACAUCAAGGAGAUUGAGUCAUGGUCUGCGUCCAGACCCGGCGCCAGAACAAAUCAGUUGGACUGCCUUUGAUUUCCAUAGGGGGGCCCGUUUUUUCACAGAACCUCCUAUGUGUGCACACGCUUGCGCGUUCACAAUUGUUUAAAUGGCUGUAAUAGUAAAGACCAUAGGCAGCUUGUGAGUUUCAAGUUUGGGGAAGCUUACAAUUUAUCCUAUCAUUUCCACCGAUCUGUGUGACAGUAAUGAUUAUUUUUAUAAACACAUUUUCAAUAAUAACGUUUUCAUUUAUCAAAAUCACUGGCUUGGUGAUUAUCGAGGCCGGUAGUGUUGGAAAGAUUUUUCAAAUACUGAGGAACUAUCAUUCGCAAUGGAUGUUAAAAAAACAGACUUCAUUGACCUGUGUGAGAGGAAGAAAAAAUGAGUGGUGUUCAUGGUGAUUUAAGACAAUCAGAAGUUAGGCAUUGCCAAAUGGGCACUUUCCUACAUAUGCAUUCAUUCUGGAGAGAGAUGUACCAUAUCUUUGCCACACUCCCCCUACCCUUUUUCUUGAUGCAGCAUUUUAAAUUAUACUCAAGACACAUUAUCUUCACACAUAUUUUAGACGCUUUUCUCUGACAUGCGCAACUCAAUCAGCUAGACCUAUUGCCACGCACACUACCCACAUUGCAGCCUUCCCAAACACACUUCUGAUUUGAAACAAUCCACAGCAAAAAAAAUUUAAGAAGCAAAUUAUCCUCUGUGGCUAAGUCAUGCUCCCUGGUGAAGUUUUGAAUGAUUUUAUUUAGACAGGAGUAAUUAUAUAAUUUGGGCGAAACAUUUAUUUAUUUUAGGGCAAUCCAGCAUCUUAACUGUAGACUGUGCACCCGCCAACUUUCCUUUCCAAUUAGCAAGAGGCUGAAACCAGAGAUCUGUAUAUAAUGACAAGAUGCUCAUGUCUCCACCCUAACAAUGGGAGUCUUUGUCCCA